Messenger RNA from Spodoptera exigua (beet armyworm), 2053 nucleotides. NCBI's taxonomy places the organism in Eukaryota, Metazoa, Arthropoda, Insecta, Lepidoptera, Noctuidae. The record is from the annotation of a GenBank genome assembly.
AGGGAGUGUGCGUUUGCGUUAAGUAUUUAGGAUUCCCAUCUAAUGUCAGUGUCAGCUGUCAGUGACGUGACAUUGGUUCUUUUGAUUGGACUGCUGUGGCGCAAAUUAUGAUGAAAAUUCGUUUCUGAUUAAAUAACUCCUGGAUUCCUGGGAAAGUUCCUAACAUUGUAUAUAAAGUUUAUAGAGUAAAAUAUAAAUCAAAAAUGUCUUUUGUCAUUUACCUUAUUCAAGCUGUUGCCUUUUUGGAUCUUUUAGCUGUUGGACUUAUAGUGCCUUUGGUUUCCGGACAUGUUCGCGACAUGGGCGGAAAUCAUGUGUAUGUGGGGUUACUUGGAUCUAUUUAUGCAGGAUUUCAGUUGGGUUCUGGACCUUUGAUCGGCAGUUUGAGUGACCUGAAGGGGCGGAAAAAUAUUUUGAUAAUGACACUGCUAUUAUGUGGCAUUGCAUACACUGUGAUGGGAUUGACUAAGUCAAUAUUUGUUAUAAUGGUGAUUAGAGCAGUGUUAGGACUAUUUAAACAGACACAAAUGUUGACAAAAGCACUAGUGCCUGAUUAUGAAAAAAAUGAACAGAGACAAGCUGAAAUAUAUGGCAAGAUGGCGGCCAUCUCAGGCGCUGGUAUUACUCUAGGACCAGUGAUUGGUGGUCAUAUAGCUGAAGAUCAUCCAGAAAAUGGCUUCUUGUUGGUUGCUGUAAUUGUUGGGAUCUGCUUUGCCUUAAAUGCAGGACUGGUGAAUUUCUUGCCAAAGAUAGACAGUAAAGUGCCUAAAAAGAAAGCAGCAAGUCAAACAAAAGGAGAAACACAAACAAGUUUACUAGUUACUUUGUAUUCCAGUGUUCGCCAAUCAAUAGUUGAACUGUUUUGUAUAGAUUGGAUCAAAUAUUGGGACAUUUUUAUGUUCAAAGCUUUAAUUGGUUUUGCUAUGGGAGUUUAUUAUUCAAAUUAUUCACUAUUCUUGAAAACAGAAUAUGAAUUAUCACCUAAAUAUAUAGGUUAUGUAAUUUCUUUCCAAGGUGUAAUAGGAUCAUUGUCCAGUUUUUUCAUUGGUUAUAUUAAUAGUUAUUAUCUCCAUGAUAAAGAUUACAGUAUUAGAAACAUGCAUGUAUUUUUAGUAACAAGUUUGUCUUUAUUAGGCCUAGCUCUAUCAUUUAAUGUUCUUGUUUAUGCUUUCUGGUUGAUACCUCUAGCUAUAAGUAAUGCAAUUGGUAGAUUAGUUACAUUAGAAAUGGUAUUGAAGAGGACUGAUGGAGACCAUAGAGGUACAUUAAUAGGUGCUUCUAAUAGUGUAAGAUCACUGACUGGUGUAGUUGCUCCUAUGGUCUCAGGAGUAAUAGGAGAAUACUAUGGAGUAUCUUAUGUAAUUUAUGCUUCACUUUGUUCAACAACAAUAGGCCUUGCAUUAAGCUACAUGAGAAAAAUUAAACAAACAAAAACAGACUAAGUUUUAAGUUUAUUGUUAUUUUAAAACUAAUAAAAUAUUUGUUCUCACACACCUUUAUCAAUUUUAUAUCCCUUUAUCUGAAUGCAGUUAUCAAUAGUCUCAAUGGUCACUUGAAAUUGCCAAAGAUAACAGAAUAUAAUUGUAUGUAAAUAGUAUGUUGAAAGACUAUUUGAACAAACGCAAUAAUAUAUAAAAUCACUACACUGCAAGUCUUGCACCACUUAUUUACAACCUUACUGUUACGUUUGCUGACUGACAUGCUUUACACCAAUUAUUCCUUUUCCAAUGCUUCCAUUUGUUUUUUUCUCAUAUCUUUUAUGAGUUGCUGUAUAGCUUCUCUAUCUUUGAUGUUCUCCGGUGGAAAGAUUUGUCGCUUCGUGUUUGUAACCCAUUCUUCAAAAUAGGUCGGUUGAUUAAAGAAGAAAAAAAGACCUACAGGAAAAGAUGUGUACAUGGCCAUUCGACCGACCUCAAGUUUCCAGUUGCCCAUUCUUAUUAAUUCACAAAAUAUAAUGAAUUUCAAGAAAUAUUUAAUAUUUUCGAGGUUGUUUUGAAAUGUCAAUGUCGUAAUAGUCAAACGCACAAUCAUAUGACAUGUGUUGUCAGUUUUG